AACGUUGACGUCGCGGUUGAAAAUCAAAAGCUCAAAUACAGUGCGCACACACUAAGUUCAACGCACAACACUCACAUUGAACCAGCAAGUGAGUGUGUGCGAGUGUUUCCUCCACAAAUGUGUCUGUGUGUGCGUGUGCAGACCUGAAGUGAAUAAGAAAUUGGAAAAGCGCUAAAACGAACGGUCAAAACGCCAAGCGAGCCAACAAACGUGGUCUUUAACAGCAACAACAACAACAGCAACAAGAAAUUAUAAUCCGAAAUUAUUUUAACUUAUUGCGCGUACCAAUAAAAAAAAGCGCGAAUAUUUUUUUGGCUUUGCAGAGAGUUUGGCUGCAAUUGUAAAAGCGCAAAACGUUGAAACUAACAAAUUCGUAACUAUAAUAUCGUAUGCGUACUAUAAUAAUAUUUAUUAAAACAUUCAAUUGUGUGUGCCAUUGACCAGGAAAUAAAUCUGUUUCGCAUAUCAAAGGAGAGUCAGUUUAUUGAAAAUUUGUGAAUUCAACAAUAAAAACAACAACUGAAAUCGCUCAGCAGCAACAGCAGCAGCAGCAAUAUAUAGAGGACGAUGCAUCGAACCACAGACAACAGUCAGCAUCCGAACUGGCAUGUCCAGCUGCCGAGCAUUUCUAAUCAACAGCAAGAUGGCCAACACACACAGCUUCAGAUGUCUAGCAAAAAAUGCAAUAACAAGCGUCGACGACGAAGGGGUGGCGGAGGGGGCAGCACCGUUAACUUUGUUGGCCAUUUUGCCAACGCUUGGAGUGUCAGUUUGGCCAUUUUGAUUUGCAUAGCACAGACAACAACAACAGCGAAUGCCGUUCCCACGGACAGCAGCAUUCUCGCCUCGCUGCCGACAGUCACGGCCAUGCCAAAGGAUGCAACAGUCCUGUUGUCCAGCAGCACGGAAUCGCUGCCGGAGCAGCAGCAACCGCCCCAAGGCCAAUGCCUGCUGGAUGGCAUUUGGGUGCCGGAGACGACGGUGCAUUGCGAGAAGCAAGCAAGCUGCCGUGCCAUACAGAGAACAGGACACUGUUGUCCUGAUUAUAAAUGCGAUUGCGAAAAGGAUGGCAAAACUUAUGCGAACGGUUAUAAAUUGGUUGAUCCGGACACGCCGUGCACCGUGUGCUAUUGCAAAGGUGGCGAGAUUGUUUGCAGCUCUGUGACGUGUUUCCGUCGCGACGAUUGUAUGCCCAAGUAUGUGGCUGGUCGCUGCUGCCCCGAAUACGAUAAUUGUCCAAUACUGGACAACAAUCCGCCAUUGGCGCUGGAUGCGAGCAGCACAACAACAAGCACCGCCAAGCCUUCGGCUGUGGCGCCACCAGCGGGGUUCAAUUGGAACAUCACCAUCAAGGAGAUUACGAAGCCGACCGAAAUACGCAUAACGGAUGAGAACAAGUCGAAGCCGGCUAUACCGAUGCGUAAGUCGGCGACAACAGAGUCGGCUACGACGGCCACUGGAGCGGCAGCAGUAAUAAGCAGCACUACUCCCGCUACAACAACAACUGCAACAAUAGCAACAGCAACGAGCACGCAAGCUAGCACUACAACAACAACUAGAGUCAGCACAGUGCAACAAGCAACAAGCACUGUGGCGGCAACAACAACAGCACCGGCACCGGCGGCAGCAGCAGCAGCAGCAAUAGUUGUUGGUGGAACAUCGGCAACAGCAACGACAGCAACACCAACAACUGCUGUAGCGUCGACAAACACCACGCUGGCUGACAGCCUGGACACAAACCUGAAAGCACUUCCAGCCAGCAGCAGCAACAACAACAGCUCGAACGGCGAAAACUUAAAGCUCAUUGCCUCGGUGGGCUACAUUGAGCGGCCUUUGGUGGCCAAUGUGGCCAAAACGAAGCCGCUGGUCACCUACAAGGCGGACGGACUGCAGCCCCUGGCCGAAAACGAUCCCAGCAAGGUGAACAUCAAGCGGGAAUACACUACCGAGGGCAUGCUGACCGAGUCCAGCACCAAAGCUUUCGACAAUGGAGCAGCCGUUGGCUUGGCAGAGGAAGCAGCCUUCGUACAGACUGGCUUCGGCGAGGCAUUGCUAGACAGCACACAGACAGAGUUGGAGCCGGAUACGGCUGGCAGUGACAAUAUCUAUCACAUUAUAAGCACCACAGCGGGACCAGCCAGCAGUGGCAGCACAGAGCGGCAGCUGAGCACAGAUGCGCCAACAACGGCAGCCACAGCAACCACUGUUGGCAGCACGACUAGAUUGGAGCUGAGCACAGAUGCACCAGCCAGUAGAGUGGAAGUAUCCACCAGUCCGGCCAUGCCACUGCAUCUGGAUGUGGAGGAUGAGGUGCCACAGGUUGAAUCGAAUCCCGCCUAUCCCUCACUGCCGGGCGACGACUUCAGUCUGCGCGAUGUGAACUUUCCGCUGGUGGAGCUCGAAGACAUAGCCGAGGCCGACACCAAGGAUGAGCCGCGCACCAUUAUCGGUGCCUUCGAGCUGCCCAAACACAACAAGAGGCUGCCAGAGAGCACACUCGAUGGCAGCGGCGCCGGCAGUGGCGGAGGCAGCGGCGACAUGGAACUCUAUAGCUCCACUACCAUGAGCAGCCUCACAGCCGCUGCCAGCUCCAUGCAGACCAAAUUUGUGGCCAUUGUGCCGCUGAUGUACAGUGCGGAAGAUAGCAGCGUGGAGGUGCAGCGCCUGCAGAAUGCGAGCGAUGCGCAGCUGCUGGACAAGAUUAGUCGCAAGACUGGCGAUAAUGAGACCAGUGGCGAGGUCUCCCUAGAACCGGAAUCCUUGGAAGCGCUGCUGGGCAGUGGCAGUGGCAGUGGAGAGCUGGCCAACUCCGGCUCUUCCACGCAACGCCAACGCGAGCCAACCACGCCGGGACCCGCACACGCCACCUCGCUGGACAUUGAUGAGCUGGGCUCGGGCGGUGGUGGUGGUGGUGGUGCCAUCGGUGCCGAUCCCAAGGCAGAUGCAGAGAGCGUGAAAUUGGAUGAGAGUCAGGAACAUGGCGACAAUGUGGCCAAGACAAAUACCGCUGACAAGGCCACGACGAGAGCUGAAAAGAGUUUCGUCGAGCGAACGGGCACUCGCCUCGAACGCCUCUACCUACAGCGAGUCUACUGAGCGGCCCCAACUCCAACUCCAAUAGCUCCAACAACAAUAUAGUAAUGAUAACCACAACAACAAAAUGGUGUACAUAUAUACUACAUAUACAAUACUUUUGCCACUUUAACUGUGGGAUCAAACGUCUAUAUCCCAGCAGCGAAGUGGACGAAAAGUCCAAAAGUUAAGCUAAGUAGUGAGAAAAGUAAAGGCAUUGAACAUUCUUUCAAUAAGUAGACUGCAGACAUAAAUCUAUCUAUCUAUAAUGUAUGUGGAAAUCGCAUCUAUUAAGCUAAAACCGAAAUUAUAUUAUUAUGAUUAUGUAAACUAAUUUAAAUGUUGCAAAGUUUCCAAAAAAAAAAAAGAAGAGAGCAGCCAGUUCCCCGUUCUAUUUCUAUUCAAGUCUUGAUUGGAAUUUAUUUAACUUUCAAAUUCGAUCUAAAUUACUUGUAACACCAAAAAAUAGUGUUAAAACAGUUAGUUUCGAAAUGGACGUCUUUGCUUCUACAAUUUAAUUAGUUCGAAUUUAAACAAAAAUUAAAUAAAUUAAAUUACAAUGAGAAGAAUUUCAAAAAGCUGGGCUCCCAAAUUGCAAUAAUCCAUUAUUUAUUGCGCUAUACUUACAAAAUAUAUAUUGGCUUACUCGUAGUUAUAUUUUAUUUAUUUGCAUAAUUUAUAAUUGAAACACGUCCUCAUUUCACGCCCACGCAACAUUUCACACAUGUCAUUUAAUUUUUUUCAUUUUGUGCUCGUGUUAUAAACUAUAAUUUUAUUUAAUAUUUAAUUUACUGCAUAAAACGAAAACAAAAUAAAUGAAAGCAUGAUGAGAAUAUUUAAAACGCAACUUAGUGAUGGUUUUUGAAUGCAAAUCA
Scaptodrosophila lebanonensis is the source of this 3947-nucleotide messenger RNA. RefSeq names its product mucin-5AC. The record is from RefSeq and is a predicted model, not a curated record. The transcript has 8 exons. NCBI's taxonomy places the organism in Eukaryota, Metazoa, Arthropoda, Insecta, Diptera, Drosophilidae. The coding region runs from base 568 to 3096 and encodes 842 amino acids.